This is a messenger RNA of Drosophila sulfurigaster albostrigata, 4511 nucleotides long. RefSeq names its product E3 ubiquitin-protein ligase highwire-like. The coding region runs from base 237 to 3518 and encodes 1093 amino acids. Gene Ontology annotation, cellular component: nucleus. Lineage: Eukaryota; Metazoa; Arthropoda; Insecta; Diptera; Drosophilidae. The record is from RefSeq and is a predicted model, not a curated record. The transcript is spliced from 6 exons.
CGUAUACACAGAUCAGUGGACGCUUUGCACACUUGAUCACUCAAUCGCUGCACAUUCUGCUGCAAUCGGUUGCGGAUCUGACGCUGCAUCUGCCGCUGGGAUCACCGCUGCAGCGGGUGGCGAUUCAAUGCUUUGGCAUACGCUUCCGGCAGGCCGAUCAUCAGUUCCUGCAUAGUUCACAUGUGUUUGGCAACAUCUCGAAGAUCCUGUCCAAGUCCGAUGAGCAGAACGAUGCCAUGGCCAUGUCCACAAUGCUGGCAGCCACUGGUAACGAGAUCCACUGCGAUGCCGAGCAUAAUAUUGCCACAGCUAGCAAUCAGCUCAACCCCUCGAGCAGUGUGCCGGGUGCCAAAGUCAUUUGCUACACCGAUUUGGCUGGCAUGUUCGAGGUGACGGUCUCGUCGCGUCCCGCCAUGGCUGAGUCCCUUACGGACAAUUCGACAGAGACGUUCUGGGAGAGCGACGAGGAGGAUCGCAACAAAUGCAAGAUCAUUGAGCUCUCAAUGAGCAAGCUUAGCUAUGCCUGCAAAUUUGUGCUCGUGCACAUCGACAACAGCCGCGACAUUCAGAACAAGGUGCUGAAUGUGGUGUUUUAUGCCGGCCAAUCGCUCGGCGAUACCAAUCUGAUCAAAUCAGUGGAUGUGGAUCAAAAGGCAUGCGUUUGGAUUGCGGCCAAAAUCAGCGACGAGAGCUCCACACAUUUUCGCCUCGAGCUCCACGGACCGGAGAACACACUGCGGGUGCGUCAAAUCAAGCUGCUGGGACUGCCAAGUGGACAACAACAACAACAAGGAGCAGCUGGUGCUGCUGUUGCUGGCGAAGAGUUGCUGGCGGAGCAUCGCUCCAAUCUGCGCAUGUCACACGCAGCACGCAUUCAACAGCAAAUCUGCGAGGCGGAAACACUGCGGGUCUUCCGUCUCAUCACCGGCCAGGUCUUUGGCAAGCUGAUCAGCAAUGUGAACGAUGCGGUCACAGCCACUGGCGGGGGAGCGGGCGGAGCUGCUGGCUCCUCUUCGGUUCUGGACGGUGGUGGCAACUCCAUGCUGGCGGACUCACUUGAUCUCCGGGAACACAUGGUCGGCAUACUGUUCUCGCGCAGCAAACUGUCGCAUCUGCAGAAGCAGGUGAUUGUGCACAUUGUGCACGCCAUCAAGAAGGAGGCGCAACGGGCCAAGGAGGACUGGGAGCUGGCCAAUUUGGCACAUGUGCUCAAGCAUCAGCCGGCACAACAAACAGCCGCAGCACCUCAGUCAGCGACCACUGGCGUUUCAGCGCUCAUCUCCAGCGACAGCAGCUCGGAACGCAGUCGCGCCCCGGACACCUAUUGCUUUGAGAUGCUCAGCAUGGUGCUGGCGCUCUCCGGCAGCGUGGUUGGUCGCUCCUAUCUGUCGCAACAGUACGGUCUGCUGCGGGAUCUGCUCGGUUUGCUGCACACGGGCAGCGAUCGAGUGCAGCGUCAGGUGACGGCGCUGUUGCGUCGCAUACUUCCCGAAAUAACCCCGGAGAGUUUCGCCGAGCUGCUCGGCGUGCAGCGGCUGCCACCGGCGGACUACAGCAUCGCGCAUCAGAGUGCCAGCGACUUUGACAUGAGUCGCUUGGGGCUGCUCGACAUUUUCCUGGCCGUUAUUGCCAAGUCACUGCAGUUGCAGGUCAAGGUAAAGACAACGUCGGCCAAUGCAGCUGGCGGCGUGACGGUGCCAAGUGGCGGCAACACAACGGCUGGCGGAAACAUCGGAACGGCAACAGCGAAGUCGGGACAGCUGGAGAAGACGCCGGCAUUUGUGCGUCUCUGCAGUUCGUUGGAUCUGUCCGUGCAACUGUUGCGUGCACGUCCCACAACAGCGGAGCAAUUGGCGACCGCCUCAUCGACUGCCUCAUCAACGGCGCCCGGUGGCAGCGAUCCCUUUCGCUUUGAUGCGGCGCCCGUGAAGAAGGAGUCCAAACGGAAUCUGAAUCAACGCUGGUUCCUCAACGGUAUCAUCUCCACCAAACAGGCGGAGAGCAUCAUUGGCCUCAUACGGGAUUUGGCAAGCGGCAAGCUGAGCGAGAAGUGGUCACAGAUCACCAAGGCGGCCAUUGCCGAGUCAGUGUUGAAUUUAACACGCCUCGAGGAGAUCUAUCGCACGCCGGAGCAUUGCACAAAGACGGCAACAUUGUGGCUGGCGUUGGCCAGUCUCUGUGUGCUGGAGCGUGAUCACGUCGAGAAACUCUCCUCGGGCCAAUGGUCAAAGCUCUGCGACACGCGUCCCAUGUGCAGCAAUCACGACGAUGGCGAAACAGCGGCGAUCAUACAAUGCGAGACCUGCGGUUCGCUUUGCGGCGACUGCGAUCGCUUUUUGCACUUGAAUCGCAAGACGCGUUCACAUAAGCGCACGGUGUGCAAGGAGGAGGAGGAGGCGAUACGCGUGGAGCUGCAUGAAUCGUGCGGUCGCACCAAACUCUUUUGGCUCUUGGCCCUGGCCGACUCAAAGACCCUGAAGGCGAUGGUCGAGUUUCGCGAUGGCAGCCACACGAUCAUUUCGGGGCCACAGGAGGCAGUCGGACGGUGUCGCUUCUGCGGCCUCACUGGCAACUCGGGUCUGCUGGAGAUUGGCAACGUGUGCGCCGAUGCCCAAUGCCAGGAGUAUGCGGCCAAUUCCUGCCUGAAAACAAAGCCCUGCGGUCAUGCCUGCGGCGGCGUUGCAGGCGAACGCAAGUGCUUGCCCUGUCUGCAGCAUGUGUGCCAUGCACGCGAGAAUGAGCUGGCCGAGGAGCUGCGCGAUCCGAAACUAACCCAAGAUGCCGAUGACAUGUGCAUGAUCUGCUUCGUUGAGGCGCUCUCGUGUGCGCCCUCCAUACACUUGGAGUGCGGUCAUGUGUUUCACUUUCAUUGCUGCAAGGCGGUGCUGGAGAAACGCUGGAGCGGACCACGUAUCACGUUUGGCUUCUCGCUGUGCCCCAUCUGCAAGGCGGACAUACAGCAUCCAUUGCUGGCCGACAUUCUGGAGCCCAUCAAUGGACUCAAGCAAGACGUCAAACGCAAGGCGAUCAUGCGCAUUAAGUACGAGGGUGUGGUCAAGGAUACGGAUAGCAAAGAUGUCACCCAACUGGCCAUGGAUCGUUAUGCGUAUUACGUGUGCUUCAAGUGCCAGAAGGCAUACUAUGGCGGCGAGGCGCGUUGCGAUGCUGAGAUCGGUGAGAAAUUCGAUCCGGAGGAGCUCGUCUGUGGCGGCUGCUCGGAUGUGGCCCGGGCACAAAUGUGCCCCAAACAUGGCACCGAUUUCCUCGAGUACAAGUGUCGCUACUGCUGCUCGGUGGCCGUGUUCUUUUGCUUUGGCACCACGCACUUUUGCGACACGUGCCACGAUGACUUUCAGCGUCUCACGAACAUACCGAAGAAUAAGUUGCCACAGUGUCCCGCCGGACCGAAGGCCAAGCAGCUGCUUGGAGACGAGUGUCCGCUGCAUGUGAUGCAUCCCCCGACUGGUGAGGAGUUUGCCCUGGGCUGUGGCGUCUGUCGCAAUGCGCAAACAUUCUAGCAACUCCGUUUGAAAUUGCAUCUGCCGCUGCAGUUGCGAACCGAUGACGACGACGAGGAGGAUGAUGAUGAAGCUGAGGCUGAAGCUGAGGCUGAGGCUGAGGAGAAGCAGCAGCAAGUAGAGGAUGAUGAUGAUGUCGUUGUGGAGGAUGUGGAGGCGCUGCGCAGUAUUGGCGACGGCGCCGAGGGGCAACGUAUGAACAAUUAGAACAAACCCAUAAAGAAACCCCCACAUACCGACUAUAUAUAAAUACAUAUAUAUAUAGCAAAGAAUAGGCAUCAUGAUAAAUAAAAUAUGCUUACAAUACAAAUAAUUGUAAAUUAAUGUUUUUUGUUCAUCAUUUUUUUUUUUAUUGUCUUAAUAUAAAUGUCAUACGAGAGAUGCAAUUUUUAGCUAUAUGUGUACUUGACUAUAUGAUUGUUUAUUUAUUUAUUUAUUUAUUUCUUUAUAUAAUUCUAAUUGUAAUUGUAACUCUAAUUGUAAUUGUAAUUGUAAUCAAUUAACUGCAUUUUUUUUUUGGGCGAGAGAACAAAUCUCUUUUGUACACACAUGCAUAGUUAGCACACACACACACACACACACACACACGUCCACACUUGGAUACACACCAACACACACACACUCACAUAACUUAUUCUUAAGUAGGUUUGAUAUUCGGAAACGGAAAUGGAAGCGAAAGCGAAUGCGACAAAAUGAUAGGCAAUGUUAGGAUCUCAUCAAGAUGAUUAAUUAUACGUAGAUGUGAAUUGAUUGAUAACAUGAAAUACUUUUAAAAUGUAUGAGAGAAAUGAAAGUUUAUGCAAUUUGCAAUAUUAUUUUUAAUACUCACUAGAAACGACAACAAAAUGAACCACAAAAGCAAAUUCACUUUAUUGUUUCGAAACCAUGCGAAAAAUAAUGCAAAUUAUGCAGCAACCAUGUAAUAACUAAAAUAUAUUUAUUAUAAAUGUGGCAAAAAGAGGAAAUCAAAACACAAAAAAACACACACACACA